Molecule: messenger RNA, 523 nt
Organism: Nicotiana tabacum (common tobacco)
Lineage: Eukaryota; Viridiplantae; Streptophyta; Magnoliopsida; Solanales; Solanaceae
Source: RefSeq, a predicted model, not a curated record
UUCUGGCAAUGCAAUGCAAAAGCUAUUGGUUCAGGUUCUGAAGGUGCUGACAGCUCUUUGCAGGAGCAAUAUAACAAGGACCUUACCCUUAAAGAAGCUGAAGCUAUAGCACUCUCUAUUCUUAAGCAAGUGAUGGAAGAAAAGGUGACUCCAAAUAAUGUUGACAUUGCAAGGGUAUCUCCAACUUACCAUCUCUACUCACCUUCUGAGGUGGAAGAUGUUAUCAGCCGCCUAUAAGAAAGCUCUACUUAUUCUCAUCACCAACUUUUUCUUAUAACGACGCUGCUUUGUAGUCUUGCUAGAUUUCCUGGAAUAUAUUUUUCUUCGCAAGGUUGAAAUGAUGGAGAUCGUGGCUUAAGAUUUGAUUUAAGACAUAAGGUCCAGCCUGUGUUCUGUUGUUCCUGGAUGAAGUACUAUUUGCUACGUGUCCUGCAGGAUGUACUUGCCAGUUAAUUUGGUAUUGAAACUUGUUUGGAGAUUUGAAAUCCUUGAUCUCUUAUGAUACCACAUAAUUCUUGUCAUA